AAAGAAAUAAAUACAACAUCUAGGCUAUCUGUCUAGUUAAUUGUGAUGUGCUAUUUUAUUGCAAAUCAAACACGUGGCCUUGAUUGCCACUUACAUAAAUUUAACCGAUGACAUAAUCAGCUGCAAAGUUUAUUAUCAACUUCGUAUCUAAACAUGUGCGUUCGAAAUUUGUUUCUGUUUUGUACUCUUUUGUGUAUUUCGGAAUGUUACAAUAUUUUGGCAAUUUUUCCUACUCCGUCUCAUAGUCAUCACACUUUAGCCUCUAAACUGGCAAAAGAAUUAGCAGAAAGAAAACAUAAUGUGACGUUUGUUAAUCCAUUUCCUCAAACGGAAUCUCUGGACAGUUUUAAGGAAAUUAGUGUAGAGGAAAUAAUACCUGUAUUUAAUCGGCACAAGAAGAAUUUAUUUAAACUCAACGAGCAAACACUUUUCGAGAAUGUGAUUUUUGUGAAUAACGUUGGGCUUUUUGUAACAGAAGAAUUGCUUCGAAAUGAAAAAAUACAAAAACUGUUACACUCGGACGAACAUUUUGACCUUGUAAUUUUACCCCAAUUUAUAAAUGAAGGCUUAUUUGGUAUAGGCCACCACUUUAAAGCACCGGUGGUACUUCUUGCACCGAUGCCCCUUUUUUCAUGGAGUAGUUUUCUUCUUGGACAUCCCACAUUAUCAUCCUAUGUACCAAAUAUCCAGACACCCUAUACAGGGCGUAUGAACUUUUGGCAACGACUUUGUAACAGUAUUUACGAUGCUUAUUCGAUUCUUUAUCACCAAUGGGUCGUACUACCAAAACACAGACAACUAGUAAAGAAAUAUAUACCCGGACAACCCGAUUUGUACGAUUUUCUUAAUAAUGCCAGUUUAUUGCUAGUUAACUCGCAUUUGAGUUCUUAUGAUGCUACAAUUCAAAUACCGAAUGUUGUCGAAAUUGGUGGUUUUCAUCUUGAGGAAGGAAAAAAAUUACCGGAGGAUCUUCAGAAAUAUUUGGAUAAUUCCAAACAGGGAGUUGUGUUAUUCUCAAUGGGGACAUUAUUGAAAAGUUCAAACAUGCCAAAAGAAAAAUUACAAGCACUUAUUCAAGCAUUUUCCAAACUUAAACAAAACGUGCUGUGGAAAUGGGACAGUGAAAAAAUGGAAGGAAAGCCCCAAAAUGUCAAAUUACUAAAGUGGUUGCCACAGUCGGAUGUUUUAGCUCAUCCAAAUGUAAUGGUAUUUAUCACACAUGGCGGUCUUCUAAGCACAAUGGAAAGCAUUUAUCAUGGAGUACCAACAUUAGGGAUUCCGGUUUUUACCGACCAGAAGGCAAAUAUGGAAUUUGCAGUGGCAGCAGGGUCUGGUAUUGCCGUUCCCUACGCAGAAUUAUCGGAAGAAAAAUUAUCCUUCUCUUUGAAUGAAAUUUUAAAUGAUCGAAACUACAAAAAAAAUGUGAUAAAGCGGUCGAAAGUAAUGAAAGAUCGAGCAAUACACCCCUUAGAUUAUGCCAUUUAUUGGAUCGAGUAUGUCGCACGACAUGAAGGGGCGCCCCAUCUCAGAUACCCUGGAAUAGAUCUGGCUUGGUACCAACGAUAUUUACUCGAUGUCGCGGUUUUUAUUGGGUUGACAAGUGUUAUAAUAUUAGGAUUGGUUUUUAUUGUUGUUAAACAAUUGUCAAAAUUGUGUGGCAAGGCAGAAAAUGAAAACGAAAUAAAGAAGAAAUUAAACUAAA
This is a messenger RNA of Tribolium madens (black flour beetle), 1702 nucleotides long. RefSeq names its product UDP-glycosyltransferase UGT5-like. The record is from RefSeq and is a predicted model, not a curated record. The coding region runs from base 154 to 1701 and encodes 515 amino acids. NCBI's taxonomy places the organism in Eukaryota, Metazoa, Arthropoda, Insecta, Coleoptera, Tenebrionidae. Gene Ontology annotation, molecular function: UDP-glycosyltransferase activity. The transcript has 4 exons.